AUGCCGCCAUGUCUCUCCACCCCUCCCCUCGCCCCCCGCCCGCAGGUUCGGUGUUGGGAGGUGCAGGCGAACGGCACGGCGGUGCCAAAGGCGGCGACCAGCCACGACGGCCCCGUCCUCUCCGCCUCGUGGUCCGCAGGCACCGCUCUAGUACCGAGAGGCAGCCGAGAGGCAGCCGAGAGGCAGCCGAGAGGCAGCCGAGAUGCUGGUUAUUUCGUGGACACUUCCGCGACACUUCCGUCUUCACAGCUGCGCCUCCUCAACAGGUGCGCCGAGAAGAACUUUUUGGUCACCGCCUCGUGGGACAACACAAUCAAGUUCUGGGACGGAAAGUCGGCAGCACCGGGCGCGACGCUGGCGCUCUCCUCCGCCCACCUCUCAGGCACGCCCUAUGCGGUUGACGUGCGAGGCAAGCUGAUGGUCGUUGCGACUGCCGACCGGAAGAUCGUCGUAGUCAACUUGGACCAGCCCUCCGUCGCCUUCAACACAAUCACCUCUCCGCUAAAGUACCAGUCACGCUGCAUCGCCGCCUUCCCGGACCAGCGCGGCUUCUGCCUCGGCUCGAUCGCCGCGUCGGCUGCAUCUCGGUGGUAUCUCGGCGGUAUCUCGGCCAUAUCUCCGCUUCAUCUCGGCAUAGGCUCCAUCGAGGGGCGCGUCGCCGUCCACCACGUCAACAAGGCGGACGAGCAGAAGAAUUUCGCCUUCAAGUGCCACCGCGAGAACAACCUCGACAUCUACUCGGUCAACUGCAUCGCCUUCCACCCUACCUUCGGCACCUUCGCCACCACCGGCUCUGACGGCACCUCCCAGCCUUCGGGACACGGGCUCGCGGCUGCCUUCACCAAGGGCUCGCUGCCCAUCCCCGUCGGCCGCUUCUCGCGCGACGGCGCCAUCUUUGCGUACGCCGCCUCAUACGACUGGUCAAAGGUGCCUCCUCCCCUCUACUCACUGCUGAUUCCUGAUUGCUCCCUGCUGACGCCUCGUACGACUGGUCAAAGGGCUCGGAGCACUACAACCCGCGCACCAACCACCUGCUGCUGCACUCGGCGCCGAGAUCUAGCCGAGAUUGGCCGGGAUCUAGCCGAGAUCUAG
This is a messenger RNA of Emiliania huxleyi CCMP1516, 1092 nucleotides long. RefSeq lists its product as hypothetical. Gene Ontology annotation, biological process: transcription-dependent tethering of RNA polymerase II gene DNA at nuclear periphery; RNA export from nucleus. Gene Ontology annotation, cellular component: nuclear pore. The coding region runs from base 1 to 1092 and encodes 363 amino acids. NCBI's taxonomy places the organism in Eukaryota, Haptophyta, Isochrysidales, Noelaerhabdaceae. The transcript is spliced from 6 exons. The record is from RefSeq and is a predicted model, not a curated record. Gene Ontology annotation, molecular function: ubiquitin binding; RNA binding.